AUGCAUGCCUACCUGCCCACUUGGACCAACCAGCAUGCCUACCUGCCCACUUGGACCAACCGACAUGCCUACCUGCCCACUUGGACCAACAGGCAUGCCUACCUGCCCACUUGGACCAACUGGCAUGCCUAUCUGGCCACUUGGACCAACCGACAUGCCUAUCUGCCCACUUGGACCAACCUGCAUGCCUACCUGCCCACUUGGACCAACCGACAUGCCUACCUGCCCACUUGGACCAACCGACAUGCCUACCUGCCCACUUGGACCAAACAGCAUGCCUACCUGCCCACUUGGACCAACCGACAUGCCUACCUGUCCACUUGGACCAACCGACAUGCCUACCUGCCCACUUGGACCAACCGACAUGCCUACCUGCCCACUUGGACCAACAGGCAUGCCUACCUGCCCACUUGGACCAACAUGCAUGCCUACCUGCCCACUUGGACCAACAUGCAUUACUACCUGCCCACUUGGACCAACCUGCAUGCCUACCUGCCCACUUGGACCAACCGGCAUGCCUACCUGCCCACUUGGACCAACAGGGAUGCCUACCUGCCCACUUGGACCAACUGGCAUGCCUACCUGCUAACUUGGACCAACUGGCAUGUCUACCUGCCCACUUGGACCAACCGGCAUGCCUACCUGCCCACUUGGACCAACCAGCAUGCCUACCUGCCCACUUGGACCAACUGGCAUGCCUACCUGCCCACUUGGACCAACCGACAUGCCUACCUGCCCACUUGGACCAACUGGCAUGAUUACCUGCCCACUUGGACCAUUCUGCAUGCCUACCUGCCCACUUGGACCAACCGGCAUGCCUAA
Molecule: messenger RNA, 822 nt
Organism: Dreissena polymorpha
Lineage: Eukaryota; Metazoa; Mollusca; Bivalvia; Myida; Dreissenidae
Product: foot protein 1 variant 2-like
Exons: 1
Coding region: 1-822 (273 amino acids)
Source: RefSeq, a predicted model, not a curated record